Molecule: messenger RNA, 5690 nt
Organism: Portunus trituberculatus (swimming crab)
Lineage: Eukaryota; Metazoa; Arthropoda; Malacostraca; Decapoda; Portunidae
Gene: DCX-EMAP
Product: echinoderm microtubule-associated protein-like CG42247
Exons: 23
Coding region: 738-3881 (1047 amino acids)
Biological process (GO): microtubule cytoskeleton organization; intracellular signal transduction
Cellular component (GO): mitotic spindle
Molecular function (GO): microtubule binding
Source: RefSeq, a predicted model, not a curated record
GAACAAGAUCUUAGGCGACGAGCAGAUGCAUAUUAAUGUGGAGGACUAAACCGGGUAUUUCUAAUCGCUCUUUGAAACACAUUUAACCACUCACACAAACACGUUACGAAAUAUAAGCAAGCUUUUAAACCUUUUCCUCCUUUAUGUUAUUUAUGCUUUCGAGAGUUCAUCGCACUCUCAUAGUCGUAAAUCAACUACGUAUUUCUAACUUGUCUAAGAACCAUUCACUAAUCUCAUCUAAUAACUCAUUCACCUUAAUUGUAAUACCAAUUGCGCUCCCUUUCCCGUGUUUCCUCCACAAAAGUAAGGCAAGAAAUAAACGAGGACACUUCUUCAAACUCACUGAGGAAUGUAACAGGCGGGGCGGGUGACGCAUCGUUAUGAUUCAUGAUCAGCUAAUAGACUGACCAACCAACGACCGACCCACCGAGCCACCGAUCUUUCUCAGUGCGCCACGCAAUCCAAGCAGAGGCUAAGGAAGCAUGCACUGCCAUUCGUGAUCCGGAAAAAUCAACAUGGAAGUUUAAUGACAGAACUUUUGCGAUGCGGAUGGAGGAAUGCAUGAGGCGAUGAAUAUGGAGUGUGCGAAACCUCUCGGAAAGACGGACAAAGGGAAACAAAAGAGGAUCGUGAAGCGGGGCCCAGCGCGGAACAGGUAGCAUUCGACAGCGGGCUCACUGGGAAAGAAGGACUUGAGGCUUACUUUUCCGCCGGUCCUUCUCGACUCACCCUUAGCCAUGGGACCCUCUCAGGAGAAAGGAGAGUACGAGGUGUCCGGGCCUCAAGGGACAGACCUCUACCAGAACCGGCAGGUGGCGCUGCCACCUCUAUCUCACACUCCGGUGAGCGAGGCCCCUUCUCACCCUUCGCAAGGAGGCGGGUCCCUACGUCAGCGACGAUCCAGGGCCAAGUCUGUGCUGUACCCUUACAUCCACGGCCAGACACGAGGAGCGGCGGGAGCGCAGGCAGCCUCCAGGGGCAGCUCCGCCACCGCAAUGUCUGCCAAGUCCAAGGAUGACUCGAGGAUCCACUACGAAUACGAACUUAAUGUUGAAGAACAGGAAGAUCCCAGACCGAAAGCGAUGGCCCAGGACAGGUGGAGGGCGCUCAAGGUUCGGUUCUUCCGCAAUGGGGACCGCUACUACCCUGGCUACGAGUAUGUGUUCAAGCCUGGCCGAGACGUGGUCAACAUGGAGGCUCUGUGUGACAAGAUCUCAGACAGGAUCGGUCUCAUUAACGGGGCUCGCUACAUCUUCGGUUUAGAUGGACGGCGCCGCUACAGAAUUGAGGAGCUGGAGGACGGUGAAUCUUACGUCGCCUCCUCUGACAGAAAGUUUGUGAAUCUGGCAUAUGGGCGGCAGAGACCAGACUGGAAUCCUAGUAACGUUAGCGACAAUGCUCGGGCAGGCUCACCUCUAGUGCGAGAAGUUACCAAGAAGAGUUCCGCGGAGAGUAACAAAUCUGGAAACAGCAAACCUGGCUCCAGGGAAGGACGCACCAUUAAGAUCAUCAACAAUCUAGACCAUUCGCAAGAGAGAACAGUUCUAGUCAACAUGAAGACCAUCAACUUAUGGGAGGAGGUUGUGAAGGAUCUGGGGCGAAUGUUCAGAUUGACGGGACACCUGCAUCUGUUUACCACCUGGGGACAAGAGGUCAAAAGCUUCUCCCAGUUCAAGAAUGACUUCGCCAACGUGGACACCUUCUACGUGAGCGUGAAUGACACCAACUUGCCUGUUCGCUCGACCCACCCAAGCCACCCAGCCUCUAACGGCGGCUCGGCGACCUCCAGCGCCGUGGCGAGGCCUGACGCAUCAGCAGGAGCGGGAGACAGGAGGCGCUCGCUUUCAGAGGAGGAUGAUAAGCGAGGAGUAAGCAGGCCAGACAGACGGAGCAGCAGAAUGAACAGCAGACGGCCUCCUCUUCGACGGUACACCAGCGAACCCACACUGAAGGAGGCCGUUGAGGAAAGUGACGAAAUAGAAGAGGUGAGCGAUGGAAGAGUAGCCAUAGUCACCAUCAAAGGGCAGAGGCGAACGCUAUACGCCCCGAGGAAUCCCGUUGCCUAUGUUCCUGCGCCGCCUCGGGCAAGACUGACGCUCGACUGGGUCUACGGGUACCGAGGUAGCGAUACGAGGAAAAACCUGUGGGUGCUGCCGUCAGGAGAACUACUCUACUAUGUGGCCGCUGUCGCUGUCAUCUUGGACCGUGAGGACGAUGUACAACGCCACUACACCGAACACACAGAAGACAUCCAGUGCAUGGCUCUCCACCCAACGCGUGACCUAGUGGCGUCAGGACAGCGUGCCUCUCGCGGCCGUAGAGCCACCGCACAUGUGAGGGUGUGGCACGCACGCUCCCUCACCACUCUGCACGUGCUGGGAAGGAAGGAGCUGGGGGCAGGCAUCCUUGCUGUGGCCUUCUCCUGCAGGAACAACGGGGACUUCCUGCUGGCGGUGGACGCGGACAAGGAACAUCUGCUCUCCGUCUGGACUUGGAACAACGAGAAAGUGUUCGGCAAGGUGGCGACCCAUCAGGACCACGUGUACGGCGCCACCUUUCACCCCCUCGAUAACAACCUCAUCAUCACCUAUGGCAAGGGUCUCCUCUCUCUGUGGGCGCGGCGAAAGGAUGGUAUCUUCACGCGUUCAGACCUUGUGCAGGAAAGCUCAGGCCGGACAAUCACGGCACUGGAGUUUACGCAGGACGGGGAUCUGAUCACCGGAGAUCUUGAGGGUGUGAUGACUGUGUGGAGCGUGGACGAGGACGGCGAAUAUUACGUAAAGAAGGAAUUUCAGGCCCACUCCAGCGCCAUCAAUGCUCUCAAGAUGCUUAGCGAGGGCACGGUGUUGUCAGGAGGAGACAGGGACCGUAAGAUCAUUGCUUGGGACUGUGACGAAGACUUUGAGAAGAUCACGGAGACGAGGGUGCCGGAGCAGGCGGGAGGAGUGCGAUCCAUCUACCCGCAGCGGCCCGGACACAACGACGGGAACGUGUACGUCGGAACAACCAGGAACAUGAUUCUUGAGGGCUCCCUUCAGCGACGUUUUAACCAGGUGCUGUUCGGGCACAGCAAGCAGCUCUGGGGCCUUUCCAUCAACCACAUGGACAGCUCGGUGGCCACGGCGGGCUACGACAAGCACAUCGUCAAGUGGAGAGACACACAGCUGGAGUGGCGGAUCCAGGCACAGAGCGAGUGUGUGAGUGUAGCAGUCCAUCCUCAGGGCACCAGGAUAGCGGCGGGCACCAUUGACGGACACCUGGUGGUAGUUAAUGGACAGACAGGACAGAGGGUCACCACGCUAAGGGUUUGCGGAUCACCACUCUCUUGUCUGGCUUAUAAUCCUGGAGGAGAGCUGCUGGCGGUGGGCUCACAAAACGGGUCGGUGUACUUGUAUCGUAGCACCAAGGACGGAUACGUGUACACCCGCAGCGGCAAGAUGGCAGGAGGGCAGCCUCUCUCCACCAUAGACUGGAGUACCUCGGGCCGCUAUCUGCAGACUGUCACGGCUGAUUACGAUGUGGUCUAUUGGAGUCUGGUGGACUUAGCAAAGGUCAAGAACCAUCAAGACGUGCGCAACGAAACCUGGGCCACUCACACCUCCCCUCUGGGCUUCAUGGUGCACGGUAUUUGGAGCGGCGGAAGGGAUGCGCCCGUGCAGGUGACAGUGGACCGAGGACCACGCGGGGACGUACUGGUUGCCGGAGACACAGAUGGUUUCAUAAGACUGUACAGGUACCCGGUGCUCAGUGCCAGCUCCGGCUACCACGAGUACAAGGUCUACACCUCAUAUGUGUCAGCCCUGCGUUUCUCCCACACUGACAACUACAUGUACAGCAUCGGGGGCACGGACGCCGCCCUCAUGCGCUGGCGUGUUACCUAGUUGUUGAUGGUGCCCUCCUUGCCCUUGCUUUUGUUGUCAAUGCUACUGCAGCACUGCCUCUAAUGGUGAGCAUUUCUGUGCGACGUCACGGCCCUCAUUGUCGAGCGUGUCCGCCCAACAGCAAGCACUGCCUAGCAGCCAGCUGGAUGGUACUUUGUGUCGCCCAUAGUAAUGAAGUACUCAAUUAAGGUGGUGAUGACUCAUGUGGCGGUUCAGGCUGUCCCUGACCGCUCUAACACACACACACACACACACACACACACACACACACACACACACACACACAUGUGUUGUGUCACCGGACGGCUCCAGAUAUUAAACCCUUGGAAUGCUGAGCUAAUGGACAUUUUCAUCCUACUUGAGUAGCUGCACACAUCUUGAAGGAACUCCACCGUCACCGCAAACAAAAUAUCGCCAUUACUUUACUACCCUCAAUUAUGGAAGCGAUGAUUGAUGGCUGAUAGUUACAAACGCAACUCUGGCUGGAUAUCCAGAGCGCAUUGUGGCACUGGUGUGCAACUAGUGAAAGAACUCUUCACUUUCCUCCUAAGAGAGAUGCAUCGUAGCGAGAAUGUAUGGACGGACGUGAAGUCUCACCAUCUCGUCGUGCACAUCCUCGCCUCCGUAAUGUUUGUUGUGCUCAUGUCCCUCUCUCCGGCCACACCAGAGACAAAUGUGAUAUUCUGCCGCAAAUCUUCAUCUCAUGUCUGUGCUUACGCUAAAUGUUUAGAGGUUUUCAAAUCUAAUGGUCAUAAAAGCUAUACACUUCCUUAUCCUAAGAAAACAAUACAUAUCUUCAUUCUUUGUACAUACAUCGCGCACCUCGUAGUAUUAUUUGGCACAUGGUCUUAAAGUCAACAUUAGGGCAAAACGAUUCAUCAUCAUUAUAAUAUAGAUAGUUCUGAAGCACUGCUUGUUGAGAUGAAAAGAACAGAAGAGGAACACAAAACUUUUAGCAACGAAAAUAGAUAGAGAGAUACAUUCCGCCGCGCUGCAUAUUUUGACAGCUCGCUGGCAGAGCAAUUGUUGAACGGCGCGGCGGCGACACUUUUCACUGCACCAUCCUCACCCACAAGUGCUGGACCACGCCAACCACUACCACCACCACCCCCACCAUGGCUGCAAGACCUGCCUCCUCACCACUAGUUACAUCAUAAGUCAUGCAUUUCCUUUUGGGUACUCACACACCUCCCAUCCACUAUUGUAGUUAUGACCUGCAAUGUUCACCAUAUAUGAUCUCCGUAAUCAUGUACUGUACAUCUCAGCACAAAGUUAUGGAGUAAGUCAGGCAAGGUCGAGUCCGCUUGGCACUAUCUAAUCACUAUAAUAUUGUCUCAGGAGAGGAGCAUCAAGACACUUCCUGAAGCAACCUGACCAUUCUGAUUGGGGAGCGUCAGUAAGGAAAGGUUUUGUUUGUUGCAUAAAAUCAAUCUUUAAAGCCCUGAUCCAACUUCUUUUACACUUGAACAUAUAAACAAGAAUAAAACAUAAAUAAAAGCUCCUGCAGCCAACGAAAAAAAAAGUUAACAAGGUAUCUGAAGUUAACUCGAAUGAGAGAGAGAGAGAGAGAGAGAGAGAGAGAGAGAGACCAUACCCAAGUCAUAAUAAUGUAACAAACAAUUAUACUAUAACAUGGAAACUCAAGAGAUUAGGACCCAAGCGCGCGCACACACACACACACACACACACACACACACACACACACACACACACAUAAAACUGCUUCUCAAAGUUGUUCCUACAGUUCUCCUUGGUUUCAUCAUAAAACAAUGCAUAAGUUAGUACUCACAAACGCACACUUACCGAGAC